Molecule: messenger RNA, 712 nt
Organism: Aricia agestis (brown argus)
Lineage: Eukaryota; Metazoa; Arthropoda; Insecta; Lepidoptera; Lycaenidae
Gene: MHF1
Product: centromere protein S-like
Exons: 5
Coding region: 128-694 (188 amino acids)
Biological process (GO): resolution of meiotic recombination intermediates; replication fork processing
Cellular component (GO): FANCM-MHF complex; Fanconi anaemia nuclear complex
Molecular function (GO): protein heterodimerization activity; chromatin binding
Source: RefSeq, a predicted model, not a curated record
GAGGUUAUGUUUGUUUUCAUAUUUCUAUAAGAGUAGGUAGGUACACUUUGAUGAUAAAGAAAAGGAAAGGUAGAAAUAACAAGUGCUAAUAAAAUUGUUAUUAUUUGCGACAAAUGAAAAGAAUAUUAUGACAUUCGAAAACAUUUCACCGAGGCAGAAAAACCGCGCUGCCUUACUUCGGGAUGUGCGAUCUAUCUGCACAGAAACCUGCCACUUACUGGGUUUGGACAUCACGAAACCAUCCACAGACGUUAUCACAGAACUUGUUUACAAGAAAAUAUUGCUGUAUGGGUCGGACUUAGAGGCUUUUGCACGGCACGCCAAACGAUCAACGAUAUCUACUGACGACGUCAAACUGCUUGUGCGCAGAAACCCUUCCUUGAAAGAACAUUUAGGAUCUAUAUCAAGCAACACAGCAGUGAAGAAACAGCGUAGAAAGACAACGAACAAGCCAGAGAAAGCUGUGGAGGCGCCAAGGGAAAAUGAACUUGGCACAGAGAAACCUGUGGAGACGCAAAGAAAAAUUUUUGACAAUGAAGUGACUAGUAAAGUUGAUGAUGUUGAGAUGGAAACAGAUCAUUUAGAAGUAUUUACAAACAACCCGACGACUGAGAGCAGAAAAACGAACACGGGCACAGAAAUAGCUGUGGAGACGCACAAGUUAGAAGAAACGAUCGAUCUUACUUUUGAUUGAAUAAAUGGUAAUUUUUAU